Messenger RNA from Microsporum canis CBS 113480, 945 nucleotides. RefSeq lists its product as uncharacterized. The transcript has a single exon. Lineage: Eukaryota; Fungi; Ascomycota; Eurotiomycetes; Onygenales; Arthrodermataceae. Gene Ontology annotation, biological process: aflatoxin biosynthetic process; regulation of DNA-templated transcription. Gene Ontology annotation, cellular component: nucleus. Gene Ontology annotation, molecular function: DNA binding. The coding region runs from base 1 to 945 and encodes 314 amino acids. The record is from RefSeq and is a predicted model, not a curated record.
AUGGCGAAUGAAACAUUAUCAAUGUCAUGCGAUGCUCUGUUUGAUAUCUUCUGCAUGAGCGAUAGUGGUAUAGACGGUGAACAGACUGGGGAUUGUGGCCCCCUUGAUUCAGCGCACGACAAAAGCGAGCUCGAACCCAAGCCGUGCUCCUCCUGCAUGCCGGAGUGUCUGAAGGUGAUUCGCACGCUUCAUUCACCGCAGUCAACUCGCCACUGCGUUUUCGACAGCACCCUCGAUUCGGCCUCGUACCACCAACAAGCCUACGGUCGUACCUUGGGCCAAGUCCUCGCAAUCAACCGACUGGCCCUGCAGUGCGGAGCCAGAGCUAUGCAAUGUCAGUCAUGCUGGAAGAAGCCGGCCGUUCAGCUGUUUGUCUCCAUCAUCUGCGAUAAACUCAUCUCAUGGACAAUAAUACAAUCGUCUUCAGCAGCAGUUGAGACCACGCAUGUUAUAUCCACGGCGGAGAAGCCAUUGUCGUCUCUCGACCUCUACGGCACCGGCAGCAGUAAUACCAGCAUGCUCGAACAGUCUGUUAGUAAAGUUGCCAGUGAGGCCGUUCUCAUUGGCGAACACGCCAUUCCCUCAUCCGAAUCUCUAACCAGUCGAAUUGGGCUUCUGGCAGCCAUGGAUAGCUUGCAAGCUACGGAGCGAUUAUUGCGUACAGGUGAACGGCAGCCAAUGUUCGGGGCAAUGCGGUCAAGUUUUUCGGGGACUGUCGAAUAUCUCGAGUCAAAAUUAAUGCAGGCUAAGUCUCUGACAUUGCACGAAAUACAAAAACACAUAGUAAACAGCCACCAAUCGAUGAUUGAAAUAGGGAAUGGUUACGAUCCCUAUUUGCCCAACCGAGACGGCCGCAACAACCAUAUCACCAACCAUCACAAGGGCGAUUCUUAUCAUUUCGUGGCGCCCUCUCUCGUUUCUAUCGACCCCACGGCAUACCUUUAG